UGCUGUUCUAUCAAUUGACCCAAAGAUGUCUGACAUGCAAGAAUUUGGCAAUGAAAUGACUCGAUACACCCUGUGUUGGUUAGGUCCCGAAGGAUGACUGCGCGCGACACCGCUGCCUCUUUCUUUCUAGCAUUCAGAGGCUUACACUACCACCCCAAGCCCCAUCACGCUCAUAUCAGCCUCCUGCAUACAUAUGGCGCAAGCUAUUGGACCCUAUGACGGACGGAAGGCACGCAAGAAGCGAUGUGACCGCUGUGUCGAACGAAGGAUCAAGUGUGUUGGUGGAUGUCCCUGUCUAAACUGUACCAAGACAAAUCGUGCAUGCCACACGACGACGGCACGGAAGACCACCGGGCCGAUCUUCGUUCACGCAACCCAAGCGUCCUUUCCUCAUAGAGGCCGCUCCCACGUGACAGAGACAGUGGUAGAUUUACCUGCACAAACGUCUCCCGUCUCGAGUGACUUUUACGUCACGUACUUCUUCACGUCGUUUCUGUACCAGAACUCGUUUACCGGCAUCACCCCGCAAAUCGGGACCGCGCUCUCGUCUCUGUUGCACUACUCUCCCGAGCUUCACGAUGCGAUCAAUGCAAUUUCGGCGCUUCACAUGACCCGGAACGGUUACUUGAACUCUAUCCAAGACGACAAGCUUGCAGCAUUGAAGGCCUAUUCGCGAUCCGUGCAACGUGUACAAGGAAGAAUAGUAUCGAAAUCUUUCGUUUGCGAUCCGUCAUCGUUGUGGACGACGCUAUUACUCGGCAUCUUUGAGCUGAUGCGCGACCACACGGGUGCAAACUGGCUUGCGCAUUUCUUGAAUGGCACAAGUACCCUGCUGCAGCUGCAGGGACCAGGUCUUCUAGAAACCCAAGAUAAGGAGAACGAACAUCGUCAAGCAUUCUUCUUCAGCACACGUAUAUUCGAGAUCUCACGUGCUUUAAUCUACACUGAGCCUACCUUCCUCGCAACGCCGAAAUGGAGCACCGCCAUCGAGGCUUACUGGAUUCAGCGCCCCGGGGCUUGGACAUCCAAGGAGGCCUUAUUCAACAUCCUACCUCAGUUCGUAGAUCUUGCCAUAAGAAAUCUUGAAUUUGUCAUCAGCGCUGAGGAUAUGCUCUGGCAAGAGCAGAACCAAUGCGCAACGUCGUUGGCCCAAGAGGGUCUUGUCUUGCAGUCUGCACUUCUCCAGUGGCAAUUGGACUCUCUUUUGAGUACACCACCCGAUAUCCAGGAGAAUCGAACCGAUGCCGAGACGCUCCUCGCUCAGUUGUACUACCACACCAUCUCCAUCUACCUCGAUGGCAUCUUCUCGUACCAAGUGCCCUUCACAGCGACAUCCGCACCGGUUUCACCAGUCUUGGACCGCAUUACCGUAGACAAUCACGUAGACUCAAUUUUGAGCUUGAGCCAGGGCCUGUUAGCUCAGGGUACUGCGGGGAUCUUCCUAUUCUUCCCAUUGAGAGUCGCAGGCGCCCGCGCAAGGAACUCCUGGACCCAGGCCGAGAUAUUACGGUUGCUGCGUAUCAUUGUGAAGCGAGGCUUUGCAGUGGCCACGUCGUUCGUAGAGGAUCUCAAUAAUCUGUGGGUGAAAUGGCGAUAGAAGGAAAUAUUCAGGGGACUUGUUGCGAAAGGUUACACGUCCAUCACUGAAACUACUCGCAACCCAUCACACUGCAUGUUGUGACAUGAGAGCACAAAAU
Messenger RNA from Didymella exigua CBS 183.55, 1697 nucleotides. RefSeq lists its product as uncharacterized. The transcript has 3 exons. Lineage: Eukaryota; Fungi; Ascomycota; Dothideomycetes; Pleosporales; Didymellaceae. The record is from RefSeq and is a predicted model, not a curated record. Gene Ontology annotation, biological process: regulation of DNA-templated transcription. Bases 194 to 1597 code for a protein of 467 amino acids. Gene Ontology annotation, molecular function: DNA-binding transcription factor activity, RNA polymerase II-specific; zinc ion binding.